AUGAGUUCUAGCUUUGAACCUAAUCCAAUACAUUUAUGUCAAUCCAAAAAUGACUGGCUUGACUUUCAAAAAGAGUUUUAUCAACUCGCCAUGACACUCAAUUUCGUUAACAAGAAUAUUCAAUCCUACAUGGAUCAAAGAGUGCCACUCCAUCUCAAUCUAAAAACUAAAAUUAAACCUAUGAAAUCAAUCAGUUGA
Molecule: messenger RNA, 198 nt
Organism: Cavenderia fasciculata
Lineage: Eukaryota; Evosea; Eumycetozoa; Acytosteliales; Cavenderiaceae
Exons: 1
Coding region: 1-198 (65 amino acids)
Source: RefSeq, a predicted model, not a curated record